AUGACAGGCUCAUCAUCAUCAAGCACAAAAUCGAGAUCAUCCUCAAGUGCAAGUAGUGAAACGAGUAUCAUUCCAUUUCCAAAAAAGACGCUCCAUCCAUACCUGACGGGAAACUUUGCACCGAUCAAACGAGAACUUCCUUUAACCCAAUGCAAAGUAGCCUAUGGAAAAGUACCAGAAGAAGUUUGUGGCGGACAGUAUAUACGUAAUGGCGGUAACCCUUUCAAAGAUGAAGAUCAAGAUCGACAAGCACAUUGGUUUGACGGUGAUGGAAUGUUGACUGGUGUACUAUUUCAAUCAGACGGAGAAGGAAUACGACCGCAUUUCAUCAAUCGAUACAUUCUAACGGAUGUCCUACUUUCAACUUCUCAAGCUAGUCGAAAACCAUUCUUACCUUCAAUUUCAACAUUUGCAUCACAGUUGUCAUUCUUUGGCUUUUUUAUCUUGAUGGGCGAAAUCAUGCGUACGUUCGUACUAGCAAUGCUCAGCUUUUUGCCUUUUCAAUCACGACCUUCAGUGAAACGGAUAAGUGCCGCAAAUACCAGCAUUUGGUGGCAUGAUGGGCAGGCUUUUGCCGGUUGUGAAAGUGGCCCUCCAAUCCGAGUAUUGUUGCCUGGAUUAGAAACAGCUGCUUGGUGGACAGGUGAAGAAGAAACGGAAGGCGGAUGGAGUAAAGGCGGAAUGGGACCGAUCAAAAUGCUAAAAGAAUUCACAACUGCACAUCCAAGAAUAGAUCCUGAGACGGACGAACUGCUGUUGUAUCACAUGUCAUUUGCUGCACCUUAUCUACGGAUAAGUGUCGUGCCAACACGCAAAUCAAUCGAAGCAGGUGCCAAGCCAUUGAUGGGAGCUGCUGUGCCUGGACUCAAUAAACCAAAAUUAGCACAUGACUUUUGUGCGACUUCAAAACGAACAAUUUUGAUCGAUAUGCCAUUGGUGCUAGAUCCGAGAAAUCUACUACAAGGCAAACCGAUGCUAUCGUAUGAAGAGAACAUGCCAACACGCUUUGGGAUUUUACCACGGAGAUCACCCGAAAAGGUGAAAUGGUAUGAAAGUGAAGGAUGUUGCAUUUACCAUGCUGCCAAUGCAUGGGAUGAUGAAGCUACUUCUUCAACAAAUCUCGUCGCUUGUCGUUUAAACAGUGCUACCCUAGUCUAUGCAGCUGGAAAUUUAGAUACCCCCAGUCAUGCAAAAGCUACAUGUGGAACGGAAAAGUGUCAGUUAUACUACUGGCAAUUCGCAGAUGCACCAGAGGAUAAUCAAGCAGUUCCUGAAAAGAACGAGAAAGCACAAGUUCUAAGAGAAUUCGCUCUUUCUGACGUUCCUGUUGAAUUUCCCACGAUGAACGAUUCUUACUCGCAGCAAUGCAAUCGUUUUGUAUAUGGUGCCAGUAUGACCACAGGGUCGUUUGAUGCUGGACUUGGAUCACGGUCAGCAAAGAUCGAUUGUUUGGCCAAGUUUGAUAUUCAAACAUUGAUUGCUAAAGGCAAGAAAGCAAUGGAUGCCGGUCAGCUACAAAAAGGAGAAGCAGUCGACAAGCGAACAGUACAAGACGUCUUGGCUGCUGAACAAACUGAAGAUGACCCAAUUCGAUUAUUCGCUUUGCCUCCUCAUCAUUAUGCACAAGAAGCAACUUUCGUUCCACGGUUAAACGCAAAGAGUGAAGAUGAUGGAUUUUUACUGUUCUUUGUGUUUGACGAAUCAACCGGAUUGGAUUAUGACGGUGACGCACUUCCAAAUGCGAUUUCACAAUUAUGGAUUCUUGAUGCAAAAACGAUGAAAGAUGUAAUUUGCAAAAUCUGUUUACCUCAACGUGUUCCUUAUGGUUUACACGGACACUUUUUUUCCGCAACGGAAAUUCAAAAUCAACGUCCCGUUGAUACAGAUCAAGUUCGUAAUUGGGCUUUAGCACAAACUGCUCAAACGGGCAUAGGCUUGGGUGGUGUAAAAGCCUCUUCGGAUCAUGACAACAAUUUAUCUUCAUUUACCGCUUUUGCAUAUUCUGCUGUUGCCAACUUUCGCAAUUCUAUCGAACAUUUUCUAGGAUGA
Meira miltonrushii is the source of this 2049-nucleotide messenger RNA. RefSeq names its product carotenoid oxygenase. Lineage: Eukaryota; Fungi; Basidiomycota; Exobasidiomycetes; Exobasidiales; Brachybasidiaceae. Gene Ontology annotation, biological process: carotene catabolic process. The transcript has a single exon. Gene Ontology annotation, molecular function: carotenoid dioxygenase activity. The record is from RefSeq and is a predicted model, not a curated record. The coding region runs from base 1 to 2049 and encodes 682 amino acids.